Molecule: messenger RNA, 3347 nt
Organism: Formica exsecta
Lineage: Eukaryota; Metazoa; Arthropoda; Insecta; Hymenoptera; Formicidae
Gene: beta3GalTII
Product: beta-1,3-galactosyltransferase 6
Exons: 2
Coding region: 1991-3004 (337 amino acids)
Biological process (GO): glycosaminoglycan biosynthetic process
Cellular component (GO): membrane
Molecular function (GO): UDP-galactosyltransferase activity
Source: RefSeq, a predicted model, not a curated record
GAAUAUUCAUAUAAUUUUAUAUGAAUAUACUUAAUAUUAAAUUAAUUAAUAAUUAAAUAUACUUGAUUAAAAUCAAAGUAUUAAAAAAUGACUAUAAAUAGAAAGAUUUUUCAAAAAACUCAAAAUAAGUACAACUAUAAAUAACCAAUGUGAUUCUGUAUUUAUCAAUUUUUAUAUAAAAUGCAGUGGUUACAUUAUACGAUAAUAUGGUAAAGGACGUUCGCAUUUCGUAAUUUUCAAUAUUUUGCAUAUAAUAUACAUACUUAUGUAUGUGUAUUCUAUCUGUGAAUUUCUGCUAUUCUGUCACCGUUAACAAAAUGUUUUUGACAUCGAAAAUUUGUGUGCGAUUUCUCUUUUCCUUUGCCAUAUUGCGAUACAUAUAUACACAUGCUAAUUCCGCGACACAAGAUUUGCUGAGCAAAAUUAGUUGUAAUAAUCGAAAUAUACAAAUCUGUUGAUAUACAUGUGAUGGUUAUAUAUACUCCGAAUUAUAUAUAUCAAAUCAAUUGUGUGGUUUAACUUAUAUAGGGGAGAUACACUUUUUAUGCUUGAUACGCGAGAAAUAAGCAUAAUUACUAUUAAACUGCAAAUGAUAAUAAUCGUAUGCUAGUUUAAGUAGAUUUUUACAAAUAGUUGUAUCAGUACACAUAUGGCACUAUAUUCUGUAGCACUUAGAAUUCUCAUGCACUACGUUUCGCCGGCAGAGAAUUUUAAUCGGUUCGACAUACAUAGCUUGUAUCGUCACUAUGUGCCUUAUCCGAAAAAUGCAUUGGUUAUAUUGAAAUACUGUGUUUUUAUCCUGAACGCUACUGUACUGCAAUGAGACGAUUCAAAUUGCAAUUGGAACUUCUUGCUUGCAACACGAUUAAAGCAGUGCCAAAUAAAAUGUGUUAUACUUAGCGAUUAAAUAUGUGUAUCAAGAAAACGAUAAUUUAUUUGUAUGAAUAUCAAAAUGUCGUUCUGGCAAUUAGAAACAUUGUACUUUAUUUCAUUGCAAGUUAUUAUAACGAUUAUGUAAGUGUUAUAUGAACUGCAGCGCAACUAAAAAUGGGUAAUGGUACUUAACGCCGAUAAAAAUUUCCGAGAGAGUCAGCACAAUGGAAUUUAUUUUAUACUCCCUGAGCAAGCUUGUUUUUACUUUUACCAUAAAUUCAAUUUUUAGCAAUAAAAUAUUACUCGUUACAAAGAAGAGCAAUUCUUCAAAUGCUUAAUAUCUCGAUGAAAUUCUUGAAAUCGUAGUUUUUUUUAUUUUUUUCCGUCAAUUUAAAUGGAUUUUGUAUAGAAAAGCGUCAUGUCUAAUUAUCAGAAUUUUUGUAAAUGCAAUUAUAUAAAAUUUCCUUGCGCCUUGCCUAUAUGAAAAAACGCUUGUCUCUUUAAUUAAAAAAAUAAUAGAUAAAAACAAAAUGAAUCCUCCCUAAGAAUAUGAUUUUAGGAUUUAAUUGAGAUACAUUUUAUAUCGUGUGUAUAUGUGUAUAUUUUGGACGCUGUAUUCUUUAAUUUAAAUAUAAUCGCCUUUAGAUUACGCGCUUAUCAUACCAUCAUGCAUCAUAUGUCAAUAUUCUAACCCAACCUAAUCCUAACUCUACCUGAACGGCCUCAAAGAUUGUGUCGAUCAGCUGAUUACAGUAUACAGCUGAUGAGCUGAUCAUUAGCACGGAUGUGCACAGAUUCUCCACGGAUGAACCUAUUCACAUCCGUGACGAGAAUUCAGACCUAGAAAUUAACUUAGUGUACUUGAAAACAAACAGUUAAAUACUUUUACAAUUACAUUUCUAAAGCGAAAUGAAUGUGUAUUGACAUUUCAAAAAUGGAAAAAGAGACAAAUUGCAGAAAAUACAAAUGAAAUAAGCAGGCCUUAUCUUUUACAUCUCCCUACUUAAUUUAUGUUAUAAAUUAAGUAGACAUGCUGCAUCGCGCGAGCGCGUUCUAAUCACGGCACUGCGAAUUUACGAAUAGAAAUCUGUGAGUGCUUUACCGUUGGCACGGACUCAUGACGCAUUUACGACUAAAUCCUGUGUCCAAGUUCCAAUCAAUGACUCGCAGAAAGUUUUUCGCUCGAACGAACGUAAUGAUAUUUUUCGUGCCGGUCGUGCUUAUAUUAGUCUUCUUGUGCGCGCGUUAUCCAGCUCGAGAAUGCACGCCGGACGAACAGAUGAUUUUGGACAGUAAGCCCAAAUACAGGCUCAUUAUUCUGAUUCUCAGCAGUCCAGACAACCUUGAACGCCGGGACACCAUCAGGAAGACCUGGUUGGCUGAUCGUAGUCACGAUGCCAUGAUGAGACAUUUCUUCGUCAUUGGCACCCAGGACAUCCUGCCAGAGCAAAGAAACACUUUGCAGUCGGAGAAGGAGAAGUUCGACGAUUUGUUAUUGCUGCCUAGAUUGCAAGAUUCUUACGGCAUAUUGACAAAGAAAGUCCUCUAUGCUUUUAAAGGGAUCUAUGAGCGUUAUAACUUUGACUUCUUGUUGAAAUGCGAUGAUGAUUCUUAUGUCUUGGUGCAUAAGAUCCUGAAGGAGCUGGACAGGUGGCAGAACAAAGGUACUAGAAGGGAGCUUUAUUGGGGCUUCUUUAAUGGACGAGCGCUGGUGAAGAGGAGUGGUCCUUGGAAGGAGACAGAUUGGAUUCUAUGCGAUUAUUAUCUUCCUUAUGCCCUGGGUGGCGGAUAUGUCUUGUCCUACAAUCUCGUCAAGUUUAUCGCCAGUAACGCGGAUAUCCUAAAGCUGCAAAAUUCCGAAGACAUCUCUGUUGGUCUCUGGCUGGCACCAUUGGCGAAUAUUGAAAGGAAACACGACGUACGCUUCGAUACAGAGUACAGAUCGCGCGGCUGCUCUAAUCAAUAUAUAAUCACGCACAAGCAAACUAUUCAAAGUAUGAGGAACAUGCACGAGUAUUACCAAACCUCUGGUGUGCUGUGUUCCAAAGAAAUGAGGAAUCGCAUGAGUUAUCAGUAUAAUUGGACUGCACCACCCAGUCAGUGCUGCAACAGACAAUCCGGUAUCCCUUAAUGCAAAGGAAAGAAAAUUUCUGCAAUAUUCUAGUCUGGUUUUUUGAGACAUUUGCUCAAAAAAUAUACUCUGAUAUUUAUUUUACAUAUUUAUAAUGAUAUGCCAUAUAAUUUUCCUAAGGACGUAUUCUGAACAGUAUUACCGAGUGUGGAGAGACAGUUGCAGAUUGCAAUCGCGAUUUUAUGUUUUGAAAGAUUAAAAUGAGAAUUCUGAACUUGAAUUUUACUUGAGCAUUAUUGUACGAUAGCAUGUUAUAAUUAAUAAAAAACGCUUGUAAAUAAAUUUUGUAAAUAUUCAGCAAUGAAUAAAUAUAAACGAGAUAUAUAAGCUUCGGUGAAUCAAA